Molecule: messenger RNA, 3134 nt
Organism: Mugil cephalus (flathead mullet)
Lineage: Eukaryota; Metazoa; Chordata; Actinopteri; Mugiliformes; Mugilidae
Gene: cog1
Product: component of oligomeric golgi complex 1
Exons: 15
Coding region: 65-3043 (992 amino acids)
Biological process (GO): intra-Golgi vesicle-mediated transport
Cellular component (GO): COG complex; Golgi apparatus
Source: RefSeq, a predicted model, not a curated record
UCGCUUCCCCGGAUGUCUUCCGGGUUGGAGUUCCUCCAUCGGUUGAAGUAGUUCUGGAGGUACCAUGGCUGAGGACCCUGCGCUGUCCCUCCGCAUCUCGGAGAUCAAGGACCCGGCGGUUCUCUUCGAGCGCUACAACACCGAGGAGAUCCGCCGGAUUGAACGCAAAGUCCGCGGGGAGAUCGAGCAGAAGAAGGAGGAGCUGAGGCAGAUGGUGGGGGAGCGGUACCGGGACCUGAUCGACGCCGCCGACACCAUCGGAGAGAUGAGGCAGUGCUCGGAGAGUGUCGUCCGGUCAAUCCAGGACAUGCAGCAGUACUGCCACAGCCUCAAACAGAGCAAAGCCGGCGUGAGCAGCUGCAGACUGGAGGGUCAGAGGCAGUGGCAGGAGAAGUUCCACACCAUGGCUUCCCAGAUCAAGCUCCUCUUGGAGAUCCCGGAGCGCAUCUGGAGCGCCAUGGAGGCGUCCCAGUACCUCCAGGCCACCCAGCUCUACCUCCUGUGCUGCUACCUGCACAAUCUUCUGCAGCUGGAGGCCGCCUCGGGGGCCCACUACAGCCCCGUCCUCGUCCGCUUCCCCAUCCUGGUCCGGCAGGUCGCCACCACGGGACACUUCAGGUCAACCAUUCUGCUGGACAGCAGGUCUCUGCUGCGAGGCCGGGCAGUGUCGGAUCAGGCCAUCGCCGAGGCCCUGGUGUCCACCAUGCUGCUGGAGGACAGCUCACCACGUCAGGCCCUGGCUGACUUCCUAUUGGCCAGGAAGGCUUCCAUCCAUCAGCUGCUGAACCAACCACAGCAUGGUGCAGGGAUCAAGGCUCAGGUGUGCAGCCUGGUGGAGCUGCUGGUCACCACGCUGUUCCAGGCCUACGCCGUCUUCUAUCUGCCCCCAGACGGAAGCCCCAAGUCAGGGGAGGGAGCCCUGAGCUGCGGCAUGCUCUUCUCAAUCCUGGAGAACGUCACUUCCACCACCAGUGCAGCCAAAGGCAAAAAGGUGCUGCAGGAUGAGGCAAGCACCGGUAGCUGGUUCAGGUACCUGCCUCCGUCGGUCACUGAGUUUCAGCCGGCCCUCCGCACCCUGGCUCAGCCAAUACAGAGAGAGCACCUGCGGGACACCCUGCAGCAAUGGAUCAACACCUGUAAAGAGGACAUCUGCCGUGGUGUUGGCAGCCUUCUGGUCUACGUCAAGAGCCUCAAGGGGCUGGCUGCCAUCAGAGAUGCCGUGUGGGACCUUCUGUCCACAGAAUCCAUCAGUCAGCACUGGGGCACCGUUUGUGAGCGACUGCUGGAGCGCCCCCUGGCUGUCUGGGAUGACUUCCUGCAGCAGCUAUUCCUUCGGCGCCUGCAGGCUAUCACCAAAGAAGAAACCGAAGCCAUCUCAGCGAGCUCAGUCCAGCUUCUCACCUCAGCUGUGCGGGAUCUAGAAGACCAGACGGUCGGUUCCUCUUCGGCUGCCAACGCUGGCGCUGGUCGCGGGGCCCAGUACGAGGUGGAUGUGGCGUCCUUUUUGUGGUCCGAGUCCCCGGGGGACCUGCUGAGCGACGCGGGCUGGGUCAGCGUGGCUCAGCGGGGGCAGCAGAGGAGCGGCCUGGCCAUGAAGACCCAGGCUCUCACACCUUGCGUUCAGAACUUCUGCUCUUCCUUAGAUGUAAAGCUGAAGGAGAGGCUGGACGACCUCCAGUACUACCUUCCUUCCCAGGACACAGCAGGAUCUGACUCCAUCUCAGUGCCAGCCUCCUCCUCUGGACCUACCACCAACGGCUCGUCAGCCUCCUCAUUUAACCGCUUCACGGACUCCCCGGCGGUGGAGGAGGCGUUGCGUGAAGGCUGCCUGGCCUGCGUUCGCCACAUCCUUUCCUCCGUUCGCUCAGAAUUGCCCGCCGCCUCCCCAGACUCCAGCCCCGUCCGCCUCAAUUCAGUCCUGUUCAUGGCCAGGUUGUGUCAGUCUAUGGGUGAACUCUGCCCCAACCUGAAGAACUGCAUCCUGGGGAAACAGUCCGGAUCCGAGAGCGUGGCCAAGGGAACCCCGAGGCAGGGAAAGAAGCUGGGCAAAGCCAGGGCUGCCGCGGAGGUCAGUCCCGCCCAGGCCAAGUGGGCGGGGCUUAAGGAGGAGCUUCUCGGGUGCAGCAUGGAGGCCUACCGCAUCUGGAGCUCCGCCAUCUCCAAAGUGCUGCUGGAGAAGUUCAGCGCAGGGCUGCACGCCCAGUCUGCCGGCGACAUCCUAGCGACAGCGACAAACUGGGACGAUCUGGAAAUCCAAGAAGAGGCAGAGUCGGGGAGCAGCGUCACGUCCAAAAUCCGUCUUCCAGUCCAGCCGUCUUGGUUUGUGCAGCUGUUGCUGUUCCAGCUGUGCGUUGAGGUGAACCGGGUAGGGGGUCACGCACUGCCCCGGCCCACAUUGCAGGAGCUGCUGCAGACGUGUCUGUCUCAGGCCCUGAACCACUUCCACGGCCUCACACAGCAAAGCCACAGCAAGGAGGGUGUUUUCCCCAUGACUCAGAACAGAGCCUUGCAGUUGCUGUUUGACCUUCGCUACCUCAACACCACACUGGGCAGCAGACCGGAGGAAGGCAAGAGUUCCCGAUCCCACCAAGACCCCAGAUUCCAUGAAGUUUGUGAUUGGCUGGAGAGCUUCAUCGACCCCUUCGACCUGGACGUCUUCACCCCUCCGUUAAACGCCAACCUCAACCGCCUCUCUCAGAGGACCUCGGUGCUGCUGGGGCUGCUGACGGGCUCAGAGAAGCAGUUUUCCACGAGGAGCAGCAGCGUGAACUCCCAGGAGCCUUACAACAUCCUUCCACUGGCCAGCAGCCAGAUCAGGUUCGGGUUGCUGCCUCUCAGCAUGUCCAACACACGGAAGUCAAAGUCCUCCUCCAGGGUGUCUGAAGCUCCUCACCAGGUGGCUCCUCAACCCUCCACAGUAGCCAGCGACGACAGCUUCCGACCGGGCAGCCUCUUCCGACAGCUCGCCGACCAGGACGAAGACGCAGCGGCGACGGCUCCUUCUUUAUUCAAGCUCAGCUGGCUCUCUGGCAUGGCGAAAUAACCCCUUUAUGACUUUUUAUUUGCCUUUUCAGAUACUUUGUAACAAAAGAGAACACUAUGUACAGUAAAUAUAAUUUUGUCUUUUGGGAAAA